CUGAGCCGGGACCAUGUUUGUUUAUCUGUGGAGAGGGCGGCCUCAGCACUGAGGGCCGAGCAAAUAUUUGUGGUUAUGGAUUAACUUGUGCUCCUGGCUGUCAUGGCGGCAGUCCUUGCGGUGUCUCCACGGCCCACCCCAACAGGUGCCAGGAUGUGGCAGCUUGGAAGCCUCUUCCUGCUCUCGACCAUCUGGGGAAUUUCCAGCACACCAGCUCCUCCUGACUCUGUGUUCUCCAGCAGCCAGAAUGCCCACCAGGUACUGCGGAUCCACAAACGCGCCAACAGCUUCCUGGAGGAGCUCCGGCCCGGCAGCCUGGAGCGGGAGUGCAAGGAGGAGAUCUGUGAUUUUGAGGAGGUGUGGGAGAUUUUCCAAGACAUGAAAGAAACGAUGAUCUUCUGGUCCAAGUACUACGACGGGGACCAGUGCGAGGCCCCGCCCCCGGAGCACCAGUGCGACAGCCCGUGCUGCGGGCACGGCACGUGCAUCGACGGCCUGGGAGGCUUCCGCUGCGACUGCGCGCGGGGCUGGGAGGGCCUCUUCUGCAGACACGAGGUGCGCUUCUCCAACUGCUCGGCGAACAACGGCGGCUGCUCGCACUACUGCCUGGAGGGGGAUGGCGGGCGCCGCUGCAGCUGCGCGCCCGGCUACCGGCUGGGGGAAGACCACCGGCGGUGCGAGCCCCAGGUGACAUUCCCCUGUGGGAGGUCAGGGAAGCGGAUAGAGAAGAAACGCAAGAAUGUGAAACGUGACACGGACCAAGGAGACCGAGAAAACCAAGAAGAUCAAGGAGACCAAAAAAAACCAAGGAGACCAAGAAAACAAAGGAGACCAAAAAACCAAAGGAGACCAAGAAAACAAAGGAGACCAAGAAAACCAAGGAGACCAAGUAAACCAAGGAGACCAAAAAACCAAGGAGACCAAGAAAACAAAGGAGACCAAGAAAACCAACGAGACCAAGAAAAGAAAAGAGACCAAGAAAACCAAGGAGACCAAGUAAACAAAGGAGACCAAGAAAAUGGAGACCAGAGAGACCAAGGAGACCAAGUGGAUCCACGGCUCACCAAUGGGAAGUUGACCAGAUGGGGAGAAAGCCCCUGGCAGGUGAUCCUGCUGGACUCGAAAAAGAGGUUGGCGUGUGGGGCGGUGCUCAUCCACACCUCCUGGGUGCUGACGGCGGCCCACUGCUUCGACGACCCCAAGAAGCUCACCGUCAGGCUGGGGGAGUAUGACCUGCGGCGCUGGGAGAACUCGGAGGUGGAUGUGGACAUCAAAGAGAUCGUCCUGCACCCCAACUAUACCAAGAGCACCAGUGACAAUGACAUCGCCCUGCUCCGCCUGGCCCGGCCCGCCACUCUCUCGCCAACCAUUGUGCCCAUCUGCCUCCCAGACAGUGGCCUCUCAGAGCGCGAGCUCACCCAGGCUGGCCAGGAGACCAUGGUGACGGGCUGGGGCUACCGCAGCGAGGCCAAGAGAAACCGCACCUUCAUCCUCAACUUCAUCAAGGUCCCCCUGGCCUCGCACAGCGACUGCGUCCAGACCAUGCAGAACGAGAUCUCCGAGAACAUGCUGUGCGCGGGCAUUCUCGGGGACACACGGGAUGCCUGCGGAGGGGACAGCGGGGGGCCUAUGGUCGCCUCCUUCCGGGGCACCUGGUUCCUGGUGGGCCUGGUGAGCUGGGGGGAGGGCUGCGGGCGCCCCGACAAAUACGGCGUUUACACCAAAGUCAGCCGUUACCUUGACUGGAUCCAUAGCCACAUUGGAGCUGAGGAGGCCCCCCUCAAGAGCCAGGUGGUGCCUUAGCAUCCCUCCCACGUGUGUCUGGACCCCAGGAGCCACCCUGGGGUGAGGGUGGGUUGUUGAAUAGCAGCCUAUGGGACAUUAAAGGGGGUGUGGAAUAAGCACACC
Messenger RNA from Vicugna pacos (alpaca), 1908 nucleotides. Lineage: Eukaryota; Metazoa; Chordata; Mammalia; Artiodactyla; Camelidae. The record is from RefSeq and is a predicted model, not a curated record.